AUGUUGACUUGUUUUGACAGAAUCAAUGAAUGUGAAGACAGCAUCAAUGAAUGGGAAGACACCAUUAAUGAAUGUGAAGACAUCAUCAAUGAAUGGGAAGACAUCAUCAAUGAAUGGGAAGACACCAUCAAUGAAUGGGAAGACAUCAUCAUUGAAUGGGAAGACAUCAUCAAUGAAUGGGAAGACAGCAUCAAUGAAUGGAAAGAUAUCAUCAUUGAAUGGGAAGACAGCAUCAAUGAAUGGGAAGACAUCAUCAAUGAAUGGGAAGACAGCAUCAAUGAAUGGAAAGAUAUCAUCAAUGAAUGGGAAGACAUCAUCAAUGAAUGGGAAGACAUCAUCAAUGAAUGGGAAGACAUCAUCAUUGAAUGGGAAGACACCAUCAAUGAAUGGAAAGACAUCAUCAUUGAAUGGGAAGACAUCAUCAAUGAAUGGGAAGACAUCAUCAAUGAAUGGGAAGACAGCAUCAAUGAAUGGGAAGACAGCAUCAAUGAAUGGGAAGACAGCAUCAAUGAAUGGGAAGACACCAUUAAUGAAUGUGAAGACAUCAUCAUUGAAUGGGAAGACAGCAUCAAUGAAUGGAAAGAUAUCAUCAUUGAAUGGGAAGACAUCAUCAAUGAAUGGGAAGACAUCAUCAAUGAAUGGGAAGACAGCAUCAAUGAAUGGAAAGAUAUCAUCAAUGAAUGGGAAGACAUCAUCAAUGAAUGGGAAGACACCAUCAAUGAAUGGGAAGACAUCAUCAUUGAAUGGGAAGACAUCAUCAAUGAAUGGAAAGACAUCAUCAAUGAAUGGGAAGACAUCAUCAAUGAAUGGGCAGACACCAUCAAUAUUCGUUUUCUUGUGCUGGGCGGAAACAUCAUCAAUGAAUGGGAAGACAUCAUCAAUGAAUGGGAAGACAUCAUCAAUGAAUGGGAAGACAUCAUCAUUGAAUGGGAAGACAUCAUCAAUGAAUGGGAAGACAUCAUCAAUGAAUGGGAAGACAGCAUCAAUGAAUGGAAAGACAUCAUCAAUGAAUGGGAAGACAGCAUCAAUGAAUGGAAAGAUAUCAUCAAUAAAUGGGAAGACAUCAUCAAUGAAUGGGAAGACACCAUCAAUGAAUGGGAAGACAUCAUCAUUGAAUGGGAAGACAUCAUCAAUGAAUGGGAAGACAUCAUCAAUGAAUGGGAAGACAGCAUCAAUGAAUGGGAAGGCAUCAUCAAUGAAUGGGAAGACACCAUCAAUGAAUGGGAAGACAGCAUCAAUGAAUGGGAACACAUCAUCAUUGAAUGGGAAGACAUCAUCAAUGAAUGGGAAGACAGCACCAAUGAAUGA
This is a messenger RNA of Biomphalaria glabrata, 1308 nucleotides long. RefSeq names its product putative leucine-rich repeat-containing protein DDB_G0290503. Lineage: Eukaryota; Metazoa; Mollusca; Gastropoda; Planorbidae. The transcript is spliced from 3 exons. Gene Ontology annotation, molecular function: ATP hydrolysis activity; ATP binding. Gene Ontology annotation, cellular component: Smc5-Smc6 complex. Gene Ontology annotation, biological process: double-strand break repair via homologous recombination. The record is from RefSeq and is a predicted model, not a curated record. Bases 1 to 1308 code for a protein of 435 amino acids.